GAGAAAAGAAAAGGCGCUUUUUGCACCAGUGGUCUACUCUGCACAACUAAUCCAGAAUUUUGUAUGAGAAACCUGAGAGCUCAGGUUCAGGACCCUUGAGUAAAAUGGCUGUCCUGGUCUUCAUCUUUUUGUUGGCCUUUGUCCAAGCUGAAUCUGCAAGCCUUUUAACUUCAAGUCCCAUUUUUGGACCACGGCAGGUGACUGGGUUGCUUGGAGGCUCAGUUACUGUGAAAUGCUUUUACCCUCCCACUAGCGUGAAUAGACACAGCAGGAAGUACUGGUGCAAGGAAUCAACACGGCAAUGUUCAACCAUCAUUUCUAGCAAUGGCUAUGUUGCCAGAGAGUUCAGAGGCAGAGCCUUGAUAACAGACUUUCCAGAGAAUGGCAUAUUCACUAUAUUAAUAUCAGAGCUUAGAAGAGGAGACAUGGGGAUGUACAAAUGUGGUGUUUCACUAAAUGACAAUGGACUGUCUUUCAGAGUGAAGCUGGAUGUUUCCGAAGAUUCAACAAUUCCUGAUGAAGCUCAACUCAUUUAUGUUGAGCAGCAUGGAUCAGUGACUAUGAACUGUGACUUGGGUGCACAAUAUGCAAGUGCUCGGAAGUACCUGUGCAAGAUGUCAAAGAAUGAUUGCUACACUGUUAUUGACUCGUAUGGAAAAAUUGACCCAGCCUAUGAAGGAAGAGUUAUGCUGACCUUUCUCGGGACUCCUGGAUCAUUCAGUAUCUUUAUGACCCAGUUAAAGAAGAAAGAUUCAGGGUCAUAUCUCUGUGGAGCUGGGAUCUAUGGGGCAGGGGGAGAAUCCAAGGAACUGGAUCUACAUGUCUAUGAAGGGGCUUUGGUGCCCAAAGGACAACCUGUAGCAAGAGGAGUCCAAGGUGGAUCAGUGUCUGUUGAAUGCCAUUAUGAUCCAAAAGGGAAUUAUACACGCAAACAGUGGUGCAAGUUAGAAAAAAACAGAUGCACUCCAUUAAUAAAUGACUUUGGGUAUGUGAUGGAUUCCUAUGAGGGAAGAAUAGUGAUGCAUGAUAACCCAGAAAAUGGAACAUUCACCAUCCUGUUGAACCAACUGAAUGAGAAAGAUGCAGGGUUCUACUGGUGUGUAGUAGAUGGAAAAGAGGAAAGAAGGUCAGCAACAGAGCUGAAGAUUGUAGAAGGGAAACCCAGUUUAGUAAUAGAUAAUGAUAUCAAUGCUGUUAUUGGUGCCCCACUGAAACUAUCAUGCUCUUACACAUGUGAAUAUGCUGAUUAUGAGAAGUAUUGGUGCAAGUGGAAGAAUACUGGAUGUGAACCCCUCGUCUUAUCCACCCAAAAUGAAAAUGGCUUGGUGGUUAACUGUGAUGCAGCCAAUAGAAUUUUGUCGCUGAACUUUGACCAAGUGUCACAAACAGAUCAAGGGUGGUAUUGGUGUGGAGUCAGACGUGGAGGUCACUAUGCAGAAACAACUGCAAUGCAUCUGGAAGUGCAAGAAGUGUUUCAAAACCCUAAAGAAGAUUCCAGUCCCGACAAAGAACCCAGUGAUGUUAUAAUUCCUAAAGUCAACCCUAGAAGCAGGGGCCUUCCCUUAAAUGAAGCUAAGGAGGCAACUGGAGUUGGAAGCCCAGUAGACAGCCCUGAAGAUAGCAAAAAUUCCUCAGUUCUUGUCUCCAUUUUAGUCCCCCUUGGAGUUGUGUUUCUGCUUCUUGUCGCAAUUGGUAUUAUUGUGAAGCGCAAGGUUUUCAAGCAUUCAGAUUUGGUCUCAGUUGGAAGCUACAGGACAAACAUCAGCUUGGCAGAAUUUGAGAAUGUGAGACAGUACGGAGCAAAGGACAAUGUAUGCAUGGAAGAUGCUAAUGAGACCCAAUUAGGGACGAUGGAUGAGAAUAUAACCAGUGGCAGUCCUAAGGAGACUGGUAAACCAAAGAAGACAAAGAGGGGCUCCACGGAGGAAAUUGAGAUGGCUUAUACCACAGUCUUGCUGAAUGAAGGCAACAAGACCCAUGCAAGAAGCGACCAGGAACAAUAGAGCUUUGCAGAUGGCUGAAGAGUUUCACUGCAAAUGCUUUGGAAGAUUGGUGGAAGCCAGUUAUGCAAUAAUGACUAAAGACAGCCUGUGAUUAGAAUAAGUGAAUAGCGAGCAAUGCUGAGAUGCUAACAUUUCCCCAAAUUGUCUCAGUUUUGCCACAUACUAUACAAUAUUUCUUGAUCAACAUAUACUCCUUUAAGGGUCAAUAGUUUCAUUUCAAAGUUAUAUAAAUCAAAGUAAUAAAGUUUUGUGAUUUAGGAGAAAUGUACUGAUGGUAAGAGCAGUUAAACAAUGGAAGCAACUACCUAGAGGGGUGGUGGGACUCUCCCUUACUGGAAGUCCUCAAGCACAGGCUGGACAGUCAACUGUUGGAGGUGCUGUAGCUCUGGAUUUCCUGGAUGAAGCCUGGUGUUGAAUUCGAUCCCCUACAAAUCUGUACCUGAUUGAUUGAUUGAUUGAUUGAUUUAUCUUCUUUCUCUCAUCACACCCACACAAAACAUUUAAAGCACUAUUAUACCACUUUAAAAGUCAUGGAAACUGUAUUUUGUUAUGGGUGCUGACCUUGCAGAGCGGCAUUUCCCAGGACCCUCAACAAACUGCAUUUCCCAUGAGUCUUUACGACUGUUAAAAUAGUACAAUGGUGCUUUAAAUGUGUGCUGUGGAAGCCCCCCACCCUCUUUCCACUCCACCGCAUUUUAGAGAUUUUCAUUUCAUGCAAUUUUAUUGAGAAAAUGUAAAACAAAACAAAAUGAAGCAAUAAUCAGAAAAGAAAUGAAACUAGGAUCACAUAAUCAUGCAAUCAUGAAUAGAAGGAAAGGGAUGGGGAGGAUGGGGGUGGAACUAUGAUUCUGUACCUGAUUAUAUGUGUGAAACGCUGAAACAUUUUAAAUUAAGAGGUAUUGAUUUGGAAACUUUAUACAAAUGCUGUGUCCAUCUGUAUACAAAAACAACAGCUGGAUUUUGCUGUUGAUGGACUCUGGAUAAUGAGAAAAAUAAUCAUUUAAAAAUUAAUUCAGUAAAUGCAAAACAUAAAAAAGAUUAUUUUUGUUUGUUUGUGAGCCUGACGCUGUAGUCUAUAAUCAUCUGGAAUCAGUGACUUUAUAGUUAUUUGUAUGCAAUGUUUUUGAGCAGUGUAUUCUGACAUAAAAAUAUCCUGAAUGUGAA
Messenger RNA from Lacerta agilis (Sand lizard), 3167 nucleotides. It is a transcript of the gene PIGR, whose product is annotated as polymeric immunoglobulin receptor. Gene Ontology annotation, cellular component: plasma membrane. NCBI's taxonomy places the organism in Eukaryota, Metazoa, Chordata, Lepidosauria, Squamata, Lacertidae. The record is from RefSeq and is a predicted model, not a curated record. Bases 105 to 2003 code for a protein of 632 amino acids. Gene Ontology annotation, molecular function: transmembrane signaling receptor activity. The transcript is spliced from 11 exons.